GCCCACGGCAUCAAGGUCAAGAGCGGGAGCUGCCGGGCGGCGGCGGGGAAGCAGCAUCCGACGGCGGCCGGGGAGGGCAAGGUUUUUGGAAUAUCUCUUCAUGCUUUACCUCAGUCACUUGUGCCAGAAUAUGGAACUAUUCCAAACUUUCUUCUUGAUGCUUGCAAACAUUUAGAAGAGCAUAUUCACACUGAAGGACUCUUCAGAAAAUCUGGGGCUGUUGUUCGUUUAAAAACAUUAAAGAGUAAACUGGAUCAAGGUGAAAACUGUCUCUCUGCUGCAUUGCCAUAUGAUAUUGCAGGGCUGCUUAAACAGUUCUUUAGGGAGUUGCCAGAGCCCAUCCUUCCCUCUCAUCUUCAAGAAGCUCUUUUAAAGGCUCAGCAGCUAGGAGAGGAGAAGAAAACUGUUACAAUGUUGCUUUCCUGCCUGUUCCCUGACAAAACAAUUGAUACUUUGCGGUACUUUUUCAACUUCCUCAGAAAUGUGUCCCUGAGAUCCAAUGAGAAUAAAAUGGAUAGCAGUAACCUGGCAGUGAUUUUUGCUCCGAAUCUCUUGCACUCAAGUAAUGAUGAAAAGAUGUCAGUCAGCACAGAAAAAAAGCUUCGUUUGCAGGCCUCUGUUGUGCAGACACUUAUUGAUCAUGCAGGUGAUAUAGGUCAAGUACCAGAGUUUAUCCUGGAAAAGGUACCAGCCAUGUUGGGUAUUGAUGGCUUGGGUUCUACUCCUUCACUGAAGGGCUACGAAGAAAGUGAAUCUCCUGGUGAAUGGAAAAGGAAGAGACGGCAAAGUGUUGGAGAUAUUGUUAGUGGAGCAUUGAAUAAACUAAAAUCUAACAGAACACCCUCCACUACACCUCAGCGAGACACAAGUGUCCUUCCAUCAGUGACUCCAGUGAUUCUCACUCCAAGCACUAAGCGUAAGCUUCCAAAUGAUUCUUCUCAGGGCUUUUCCAGCAAAAAAAGACGGUCUCUCAAGCAUAGUUUUGGUUUUGAAUUGCUACCAAGUAGUCUUUUUAACAGUGGCUCAACACCAGCAUCAGUUCAAUAUGAAGCAAGUCCUUGUGUGUCUCGGUCAUCUCAGGCUUUGUUGUCUCCAUCAGUCAGCAGUGAAAAGCAUCUGUCUAGCACAGGAAACAGGAGAAGCAAAAGAAUUGCAUGCAAAAAAAUAUGCAGGGCCGAAUCAGGAAAAACUGGCUGUUUCUCUCCAAAGAUUAGCCGAAAAGAAAUGGUUCGCAGAUCGUUACGUUUGAAGUUCAGUCUGGGAAAAAGCAACAAAGAUGUAAUGAAUGUUGCAAGUGGAUGUCCAGCUGUACACAGGUCUGAAAACAUUGGCCGGCGACUUGCAAAUCAACAAGAUCUGGAAAACAGAGUUGAAGAUUCAAAGUCAGAAUUGCACUUUACCCCAGGUGUUAGUGAAAAAUUUACAAAGAAAGGUUCAAAAAAUAUCAGCAAAUCUGAGGAAAACUUGCUAACGCCAAAAUGUCAUGAUAAAGUAAGUUAUCGAAUGUCAUGGAAUGGACCCAGUAAUGCAGGUUCUCAGGGGACCAGCAACAGAGAGACAAAUCUGAUGGGAUAUCUUGAAGCGGAGACCUGUUCUUCAGAACCUGUUCUUGUAAUUGGAAAGCCACCUGUUAUUCCAGAUGAUUUGAGAUCUACUAUUGUAAAUAAGCAAGAUGUCAGUCUAAGAGAAUUUUCACUUUGUGAAGAUGAGAACUUGACUACAGAAACAUUACUGAAGAUUAAGAAAGCAUUUUCUGACUCUGGAAGUAAUCUUCACAAUCUGAUAGCAGAUACAAAGUCUUCACUAUUGGAACUAACAGAAGAAAAGCUAAAUGAAACUCCUCGUCUCACAGGGUUCAGUCCAGUGAAAGAACAGUUAGCUGAAGUUUCAAAAAAUCUGGCAGUUGCAGAAUCAAAGGAUAAGUUUGAUCAAUUAAUUGAUCAGUCUUCUGCCACUGGCUGUCAUCAACUGAGGAAGGAUGAAAUCAGAGCUGUAGAGAACUUUUUCCAAAACCCUGUUGAGUUUGAGCUUCAGACUCAGAAAUUGGACACAGAAAAUGUGCCAGAACUUACUAUGCCUCAGGUAAUGACUAGUGAGGGCAAGCUGAAUUUUCAGGAAAGCCUCUCCAAAGAUAACUUAAAUUCACUUGGAAGAAAAGAAGGGGGAGUAGAAUUGGAGCAGUCAAAAAUAUUGGAAGGCUAUGAGCUUAAAUACUGUAAUUCAGAGACAGAAAGUGUGAAAUCUAUUGCUGGGGUACAAAUUCCUGCUUCACAGUUCCUAGGGUCCAGAAAUAAAACUGGAGAACACAGUGGAGAGACUAGAAGUUAUGAUAAAACUACACCAAAAACUUUACCUGCUUCUGAUCUUGGGAGGGUUUCUGACCACAUACAAUGGUUCAAUAAGCUUUGUUUAAAUGAUCCAUGUUCUGCAAGCAAAGCUAAACCGCCCCUCAAGUUUCAACGUACUCCUGUCCGCCAGUCUGUAAGAAGAAUGAACUCCCUAUUGGAGGCCAGCAGACGGUCUGUAAAUUGUAAAUUGGCAAAACCUAGUGAUGCUUAUUCUCCACUUGCUAAAUCAGUGAGCUAUGAUUCUGCACUGUUCUCCUGUCUAAAAGAGUCCUCAAAGAAUUCCACAACAUCAUCCAGUUGUGAAACUGUACAUCAAGUCCUCAUGUCAUAUAAAGAGAUGGAUUUAAUUCCCAAAUCUCAUUCCAAACCAUUAAAUCCAGUAGAGAAGGAUGAUGUUUCUGUGAGAAUUGUUAGAAGCUGCAAACAGAAAGUGACUGUUUUAGAAGACCUAACUAAUCAUGAAGUGUCAAAAGCUGCUGUUAAACUGAGUACAAAUACAAACAUUAUUGGUGCUACAUCAGAUAAAAAUAUCCUUACAAAAAGUGCUACUGGAAAGGCUCGGUACAGGGGAUCUCCAAAGAAUCCAAUAUCAAAAGCUAAACUUCUUCCAUCUACUAAACCUGUAGACUUAUAGGUUUUAAAAAUUGGCAGUUGAAUUGGUUAACUAGAAUUUCUGUAAUAUUCUUUGGGAAAACUAAGUAUAGAUGAGCUUUAGCUCUGAAUUCUUUUGUAUAAUGGGAUUUUUAAUUGUAAUUGUUUUAAUUUGGUGUAUGUUUAGAUUUGUACAGAUGUCAUUAAUUGUAUAUCAAUAUGAUUUUCCAUUUACUGUAACUUUAUGACUACUAGUUGUCUGCUAUUUUCAAUUGACUGGAUUCUGAAAAACAAAAAUCUAGCUUAAUUUCUAAACACUUUAAGUUGUAAUUGUUCAUGGAAGGCCAUCUCAAACCGUGUGGGAUGCAUCCUUUUAGAAGUAGGCAAACUAAUUCUUGCAGUGUCUUGACAAGUGUAGUAUUUUAUUUUAAGAAACAAUUGCCAGAAGUUUUUAAAAACCAAAACCAAUGCACACACAAGAAAAUGGCUCACUGCUAUCUAUCAGGAUGUGUAAAACUCAUUUAUUAUUGCUACUUUUAUUUCUUUAUAUGUAUAUAUUUUUUUUAACACUACAGUGACUAAAUGGCAGUAGUCUAGCUUCAGCAUUGACCUAGACUUCUCUACAGCUCUGAUUUUACUGUGUGGCUUUUUUCAAUAGGUAGAUAAAUCUCUGUCCUCACAGUCGGGUUUCUGUGUACAUACCAGUUGCAUCUAUCUGUGCAUGUGCACAUGAGAGAAGUAGUUGAGUAUAUAGGAAAUAAAUAAGCAGAAUAUGGGCUUAAUAUUGUACCCCUGAAAACACGGAUGUAUCUGUUUUGUGCCUGUUACCUUCAGUUUCUGUCAGUGGUAAAGUAAGGUUUUAUGUUACUAGAUAAUAUGCUGGUCUUAACUUAUUUUUCUAGAGCAAAGAAAUGUAGCUGAUCAUAUGAUACAAAAGUAGAUUUAAGACAAUGUCACUGAAAUAAUGAGACAAAUGUAAAAAGCCAUACUGUGUUUAAAACUUCAUUUGCACAAACAAAUGUUUACAUCUGUCUUAGAAUUUAAAUUGUUUACAUGUUAUCCAUUGUAAAAUUAUUUAAGACUAAAAAUCUUGAAUUAUGACAGUUACUUUCUAUGUAUACAGCUUGCUUGUUGGCAGGAUUUAAGAGCUGAAAUCAUUGCAUAUGUACUUUCUUUUAGUAUAAGUUUGCUCAUCCUAUUUGGGUUUUGUAAAUGUUCUCUCUACAGUGCUUUUAUACCUUGCAGCACUAAUCUCUAUUUUUGUGUAGGUAAAUGAUCAAUGACUGCUGGAAUUCAGAUUUUUGCUGUUUGUAAGAGAUUGCCAACUCCAACACUUUCACCAACCCUCUGAAACUACCAGAAAAUAAAAAUCCCCUUCUUCUAAUUCUUCAUACUCCCCAAAAGCAAGAUCAGAGAGGUUCUU
Messenger RNA from Alligator sinensis (Chinese alligator), 4362 nucleotides. It is a transcript of the gene ARHGAP11A, whose product is annotated as Rho GTPase activating protein 11A. The record is from RefSeq and is a predicted model, not a curated record. Bases 412 to 2982 code for a protein of 856 amino acids. Gene Ontology annotation, biological process: signal transduction. Lineage: Eukaryota; Metazoa; Chordata; Crocodylia; Alligatoridae. The transcript has 12 exons.